GCGCAGUUGGUAGAGUCCGAUGUCCUCUGCUUGCUGAGUGAAGAGCUAAAGGCUAAAGGCUACAGUUUGGUGUAAACAGAAGGAACCAUGGUGAACUUCAUAGGACUUGCCCGUGAGCAUUGGGUGAACAUACUGGUGCCCAUGGGCUUUGUAAUCGGAUGGUACCUUGACAAACAACAGGACCAGAAGCUGAUGGCUUUCAGGAACAAAAGUGUUUUGUUCAGCAGGGAGCUGAAGCCUGGCGAGGAGGUGACCUGGAAGUAGACUGCCCCUACCUGGAAUGUGUCCUGUCCCCUGUGGUGUGAAUGACUGAUGAGAAUGUUUAAGAAGACUUCUGUAUCUCUGUAUUUUAGUUGUAUCAACCGAUAAUAAACAUGCCCUUUCUCAUCAA
This is a messenger RNA of Sebastes umbrosus (honeycomb rockfish), 391 nucleotides long. Its product is annotated as NADH dehydrogenase [ubiquinone] 1 beta subcomplex subunit 1-like. The transcript is spliced from 3 exons. Gene Ontology annotation, cellular component: mitochondrion. NCBI's taxonomy places the organism in Eukaryota, Metazoa, Chordata, Actinopteri, Perciformes, Sebastidae. The record is from RefSeq and is a predicted model, not a curated record. The coding region runs from base 88 to 264 and encodes 58 amino acids.